Acanthochromis polyacanthus (spiny chromis) is the source of this 7825-nucleotide messenger RNA. Its product is annotated as myocyte-specific enhancer factor 2D homolog. The transcript has 13 exons. NCBI's taxonomy places the organism in Eukaryota, Metazoa, Chordata, Actinopteri, Pomacentridae. The record is from RefSeq and is a predicted model, not a curated record. Bases 620 to 2335 code for a protein of 571 amino acids. Gene Ontology annotation, biological process: positive regulation of transcription by RNA polymerase II; cell differentiation. Gene Ontology annotation, molecular function: DNA-binding transcription factor activity, RNA polymerase II-specific; RNA polymerase II cis-regulatory region sequence-specific DNA binding; protein dimerization activity.
AAUGUUAAUGACGUCGAAUCGUACACUGGGUACGCUGUGGUCGCCUGGGUGGACAGUAUAGUUACAUCACAUUAAAUGGAAUAAAAUGCGCGGAUUCAUGUAAAUAGGGACGUCGCUUCAGCGCAAUUAAUUAACAGUUCCUAAUUAAACGCGGCUCGCCUCCGGAGCGGGUGGUGACAGGCCUAUUUUCGGCGUUUAACGGCAAUAUUUCAGGGAGAGGAGUGACGUCCUCCUCACUACAGCAGCUGCAGGGAAGUUUUGUCACUUUAGUCCCUGUUGAACAAGCGAUGAACUGAGGACCUCUUCCACUUCUCAACCUCACACAUCUCAACGGCGUCUUCGCUCCUGCUGCCCGUCGGUGAACAGCUCGACUACAUCUUCUCACCACACCUGGACAGAGAAAUGUGUGUGCGCGUGUGUCCUCGGAUGCAUGACUGUGUCUGAGUGUUUCUGGGCUGCACUUCCUCUCUCACCUUCCGAGAGGCGCUUCUCCACUUGACUGAGUACAACAUUUGUCUUCACAACUGCAAAGCAUCAUGGGUAGGAAAAGAUUCAGAUCCAACGGAUCACCGAUGAAAGGAACAAGCAGGUGACAUUUACAAAGCGAAAGUUUGGCUUGAUGAAGAAAGCCUACGAGCUGAGCGUAUUGUGCGACUGUGAGAUUGCCCUGAUCAUCUUCAACCACGCGAACAAGCUGUUCCAGUAUGCCAGUACUGACAUGGACAAGGUCCUGCUCAAAUACACAGAGUACAACGAGCCCCACGAGAGCCGGACCAACGCAGAUAUCAUCGAGACUUUGAGAAAGAAAGGAUUCAACGGCUGUGACAGUCCAGAGCCGGACGGCGAAGACUCAAUUGACCAAAGUCCCCUCAAUGAUGACAAGUAUCGUAAGACCACGGAGGACCUGGAUGUUCUCUUCAAACGCUAUGGACAGUCGGCACCUCCGCCCCAGACGUUCUCCAUGCCGGUCACAGUCCAGGCGUCCAAUCAAAGUACACUGCAGUUCAGUAAUCCUGGCAACGCGCUGGUAACUACCUCCUACGUAACUUCAUCGCCGCUCACGGAUACCCACCUCCUGUCGCCACAGCAACCGGCCCUCCAGAGAAAUACGGUGUCUCCUGGGUUGCCACAGCGACCAGCCAGUGCAGGUGCUCUUCUCGGAGGCGAUCUGAAUAAUUCAAAUGGAGGAUGUCCAAGUCCAGUCCCUAAUGGAUACACCAGUGCCAGGGCCUCCCCAGGCCUCCUCACUGUUUCCAACGGCAACAGUCUGGGGAAAGUAGUUCCGGCCAAGUCUCCACCUCCACCUCCGAGCCCCCAGAUGGUCAACAGCCGCAAGCCAGACCUCCGAGUCAUCACCUCACAGGGUGGAAAGAGCCUCAUGCAGAUGACAGAGGAUGAGCUGGAAUUGGUAAACGAGAACGCCCAGCGGCUGGCAGCUGGAGCCCAGGUGGCGCAAACCCUCACCACACCGGUGGUCUCCGUCGCCACACCGAGCCUCCUGGCACAGGGGCUGCCCUUCUCCGCCAUGCCAACAGCGUACAAUACAGAGUACCAGCUGACCAGUGCAGACAUCACUGCUUUGCACGCUCUGGCGUCACCUGGCGGCUUGUUGCCCACCAGUGUGUCCACAUGGCAACAGCAGCAGGCUGUUACCCAGCAACCACAACAGCAGCAGCAACAGCAGCAGCAGCAACAGCAAACACAGCAACAGCAGCAGCAACUUAAUCUUGCAUCACUCAGCAACUUGGUCAUGUGGGGCGUGGACAAACAGAGCAGCGAGCUGUCUAGCCAGGUGUCCAGUCUGGCUGCCAAUCUGAGUGUUGGCUCUCCGUCCAACCUGCUCUUGGGUAGAGAUGAGUGGUUGGGCCGGCCGGUGACCCACAUACCUCAAGGCGCCAUGCUGACCGUCAACACCAACUCCAGCGUGAGCAUCAAGUCGGAGCCCAUCUCGCCCGGCCGGGACCGCAGCACCCCUUGCCCUCCUCCGUCUUCGACCACGCCGUCCUCGACCUCGGGUGGAGCCAUCCUGACCGCCCCGCCCCAGUACCCCGGCUCCCUGCUGUGUCUGGAGCCCCCGACCGGCCGCUCGCCCGCCGACAGCGUGAGCAGCAACGCCAGCUCCUUCGAAGGCAGCGAUCGUGAUGAUGCAGCCAGCGGUGGCGGAGGAGGAGGAGGCGGCGGAGGAAGCGGCAGCACAGCCGGCGCUACAGGUCCAGCAAGCCGGUCCGUCCCGCCUGACUUCAGUCCCUCAGCUGAGCUCCUCAGGGCAUCGAAUGAGCCAGAGCAGGAAGGAGGAAACAUCAAGCGCAUGAGAUUGGACGCCUGGGUCACAUAGAGGCACCGACAGCACCUCUCUGCCCCCACAGUGAAGAAGUUUCGGUGACUCGUAAACACCCACAACAACACACACACCCCCACACUCAUUCCUAGUCCCCCACUGCCCCGACCCCACUGCCAUGUGACACUAUCAUCACCCAUCUGCCUCUGUCCAGAAUCAUACUACUCAGCUGCGUCGCCUGAACUUACAAGGCUUUGCCAAAAAAAAAAAAAAAAAAAACACAAAAAGAUUCAUAAAACUCCUUUGGGAUGUCGCUUUGAGUGAGGGCUGCUGAAGGACGGUAGAUUUUUAAAGCCUUCUUACUCGAAUGGACUUCCUUAUAGUGAUUCUCUUCUGGUUAAAAAUGAGGUGUUCAACCUUUUUUUUUUUGUUUGUUUUCAAACCACAAACAUUUCUCCCCCGUGGUCUCUGCAUCACCUUCAUGUAUUUACAUCCAGCUCUUACGUAUGUGACCGGUGGCGUGUCGACAUUAUGGGACUCGUGCCGCCACUUUCUGCUCGUCAGAAUCUAUUUAAAUUGUCCGUUCUUCUACUUCCAAAACUGCACAGUUGGAAAAUAACUUCAUCUGGAAGAGGACUGAGCUUCUACCUGGCACUAACUUAAGGGUCUUUCUGGGUGAGGACAGUUCUGCGUCUGGUUUUGACCUCGUGCGACCAGGCAGGCCCGAGCCCCUCAGGCGGCACUCUGCAAGCCGUAGAGUCGAGCACCUUUUGCCAGAGUGCCAAUAUCAACUUCUUCAGAAUUAAAAAUGCCAAAUGCCUCUCGCACGCGAUGCAGGGACAUAUUUAUCACUCGCACUGUCAAGGAAACACUGAGAACUAGUAACUGUCGACGCUUCUUUUCAGGCUUCGUACCGGCCGUCGCUUUCACAGACUGGGUGCUCCUCCCGUCCUCUCACCUCAUCUCCUCUGGAAACUCGGAUGGAAAAGUCGCUGCACCAGAAAUCCAGCCAGUCACUCAGCUUAUUACCAGGAGUAGAUGCCAUCCAGUUAAAAAUGCAUAGUAAAGAGUUUUUUGAGCCUCUGGUGGCUUCUUUUUUUUUUUUCACGUAGGGACGUAUUUGGUUCUUUCAGUCCAAGUGUUCUUUAUCUGUUGGUAUUUUGAGAAAAAAAAAAUCUGUUUUGAAGGUCUGUUAGUCGUCCAGAAGUAGGAAUUCUGACUUUGUAUAAAAAUCACUCCUUAUACAAAAGCUUUGAUGUCCUCUUUAGCUCUCUAUAGCUCUCCUUAGCUCUUUGCCGUGUUUCAAAAAGUGAAAGGAAAAGACAUUUUCUAUAUUUCUACCGCUUCAGUUGGCGACAAAGUAAAAUGGCUUUUCAGCUUCAACGACGUGUAUGUACAUAUGAAUAUAUUUGCAUAGACUUUGCUAGGUAUCCCUAAAAACAAGCAAUGUGUUGAUUCUCAGUGGAUCUGUUUGCAUAUAUGAGUGUGAAUUUGAUAUGUUUCGAGCUACGGUGCAGGGGUUAACGCCACACUGGGCAGUGCUGGUGGAUCGGACUCGUUUCAGUAAACCUAUUUUAUUCUAGUGUUGAUGGUGUGUGCACUUUCUGUCUCACUCACAGAGGCCUGCUUGGUUGUGGUGUCAUCAUAUUCUCUUGCCACACUUUUUUUUUUUACAACCCACGAUCAAAGUAAAGCUGUACGUCGUGACAUGAGCUCAUUAUUAGGACACUGCCACUCACUUAUAGCGAAGUUAUAGACGUGAAACACACUUUUGAUUGACAGAAUCGUGUCAGAUCUUUUCCACGUUAACGAGGAUUAUGCCUUUUUUUUUUUUUUUUUUGUAAAAAUCGGCGACUUAGUUUGUUGUUCAACUGUAUCCUGUCUGAACCAUUUCAAGUCUGAGUGUGUGCGUAUCCAGGUUGUUUAUAGUCUACAAAUAGAUAAGUUUCUCUUGAUUGCUUGACCUUUUUCUUUUUUUUUUUCUCCUUGCGACGAUGCUCAAAGUGCAGACUGGUGUGACAGCUGCUGCUGAUUAUCUACUUAAACAAUCCUCCGGUUUUAAGUCGGUGUAGGUGAGACAGCUGCUUAAUGAACUGAUGCUGUUUGAUGCAAUUAGAAGCAGCCCACGAACCCGGCGUUUGACAGCGACGGGGGAAACAAACACUGAGCUGUGCGACAUUUUCACAAAGGCUGACACGUCUAAUGGCAGCAUUGGAGAUGUUCUCCACCAUCAAGUCAUCUUUCCGUCCCUCAUUGGAUCGUGUCGCUUUUCACUUGUAGUUUUAUCCUCUCUGUCAGCCGCGGUAACAGUUUUGAUUCAAUAAGCUCAUGUUGGAAGAAAUAUGCCCCUUAGAGGAAGAGUUGGAUGAGAAGACUUAAACGCUCUUAUUUUUGUGUGGUAAAUAUGAAGCUGCACACAACAUCCGGUUAACUUCACAGGAAACAGUAAAAUGGGGAGUUCAGCUCUGCCCAAAGGUGACAAAAUCUACCUACUGACACCUGAAGCUCACCUCUAGGGCUCAAGUAAGGCAAUAUCAGACUUUAAUUAAGAAGAAGCUCCUAUUAAUUAGCAUUUCUAGCCACUACUGCCUGUAUUUCACUGAACAUAUUUGCACUUGACAGAUUUCAAAAAAUUAAAAAUAGAUAUUCCUAGUACCCCCUGCAUUGCCUGUAGGCACCAAGGUCCAAUUUUCACUUUAACUUGUUUUACAGAACUUAUCCAGGUUGUUUUCUCCUCACUAGAUCCUUGCUUGUGUUCUAUCUACUCUGACGUGGAUAAAAGCGUCUGCUAAAUGAAACGGUAGAAUUUCCAGUCUAAAUUUUGCUGAAGGGCAAAUAACGUGGACAUUUAUGUCUGUUGUAUUUGGCGUUAUUGGCAAUACACUUUUUUUUGCAAUAGUUUUACUGUUAUGUUUUCAAAUUCGUCAUUUUUACUAUUUUUUUUUAAUCUGCAAAAAAUGCUUGCAGUUUCUCAAAGUGAUAAAAUCUCCACUGAGCAGCAAAAGAGUAGUGUAGGUGUUGAACUGUUUGCAAGUCAUCAUAGUAGCACUUACACAAUCGAUUGAGCAAUUUAAAAGCAUGUAUUAAUAGUUUCUAGCAAAACCACUGAACAAAUGUGUGCAGUUAAAGUAGAAAAACUUCCUGCUGCAGUAGGAGCCGACAUGUGUACAGAUGGUGAAAAUGCUGGUCUGAUCUGUCACAAAGAAUGUUCAGUCAGUAGGAUUAAUUUCACUUUAAAUUUACUAAACAAAGAAGUGAUUCAUAAUUCAUUACAAGCAUUGUCAGACCUGUUUGUGCUUCUUGAGUGUUGCAUUUAAACUGGAGCUGUCAAAAUUAACACAUUAAUGCCGAUUAAUCCGUCAUCACGAUUAAAAUGGUUUAGAAAAAUUUUAACGCAGUCACCCCAUCUGAAUGACUCAAAAUCUCAAACUUCUCUGGCAAUGCGUUUGGACAGUUUGUCCAAGUAGACUUACCGUCGUGCGAACAGACUCAAGAAAGAGGGGAAUAUCUUUCUUUCUUUCUUUCUUAAGGAGAAAUUAACUUUUAGAUUUUUUCCCCCACAUCUAGAUGUUUAUUUUAACAAAAAUACACACAACAGCUGUGUUCCAAUUAAAUAUCUGAUGUGUGGGUAGUACAAAUGCAGACUUAUUUGGAUGUGAUUUCAAAAUAUAUCUUACUUUUUUUUAUAAUUUCCUACUGAUUAUAUUAAAUCUUUGAUGAGGAAUAUCUACAUAUAUACACACCCUUCUUUCUUGAAUGUUUCAUGCAAAAUGAUUAAUAUAGAUUAAAAAUGAUUUUUUUUAACCAUGAUUAAAUAAUCCACAGCAGCCCUGUGAUUAAUCUGAUUAAAAAUUGUAUUGGUUUGACAGCACUAAUAUAAAAUUAUUAAGUUUAAGAGCUCUAAAGUGGCAAAGCAAAUAAUAUUCAAUACAUAAGUUUUCUUCCUUAUCUGCAGUAAAGUCGCUUUUUACCAUAAUAAUCUUAAAUAUAUUAGUCAUAGCUCUUUAUUAUAACAGCCUGUUCCUCUUGACUAAAGUAUUCAGUUUUAUUUAUAUAGCGGCAGUUCACAUCAUAUGUCCUCUCAUAGCAUUUAAUAUAGUAAAGGGAAGAGCUUUUGAAUUUUAAUUGGAGAGCAGAAAACCCUUGGAUUCCCUCUGAGGAAACAGUCGGCUGUAGCGUGAAGGAACCACCAAACAAUCGGUGUAUUUUGUAGGGAAUAAGAUUAACACGAUGCCCCUUUCUGUAGGAGUACGCACAGAGCCACGUGAAGAAAAACUGUUAUUGAAGAAAGUUGAUAAUGACUGUUGUGAUCAUGCAAAGAAAGUCUCUCAAACUCCACCCAUUCUAUCGACGUUAAACCUGAUGAAAGUCACCGUCCAGAAUACCACAAAUUGAAAUUUUGCACUUAAAUUUUUACCAACAUGAUGCAGUUUGUUAAUCAGUGAGCUUUAGUGGUGCUACAAGUCAGAUUUUGUUAGCUUUGGACCGAGGUGAGGUCACUCUUUCCCCCUAGCUACGGCUUCAUAUUUACUGUUCAGUAAAUCGCCAAAACAUCAAACUAUUCCUUUAAAAAUUCAGCCGAUGAUCUGCUCUCCUUCCACGCAUUCAUUUCCAUUUUGUACCGACCUGUGUUUCCGCUUUGUGUCGGUGGGUGCUGAUGGUUGACUGAAAUGUGACACCACACCGAUUGGCUUUGUUCAUGUACAAAAAAAUAAAGGUUCUCUGUCCAAUCUAGCAGUGUAGUCACAAGACAAUCUAUAUGAGAAAUGAAAACCUGCACCCCUGUUACUUGUUGUGUAAAAUGUUUUUUAGAAUCUCACUAUUUUUGGAUUAAUUUGUGCUGGUGACAGUUCCAUUGUCUAUUAUUAUAAUGAUAUUAUUAUGGAGCUUUUAUUUUAUUGAUAUUUUUGUGUAGGAUAGCCGACUGUUUUUAUUUUCUCUUUCUUAUUUUAUCUUCCUUAUCAUAAACAUAUAGUACUGGGUUCCUUUUUUUGAAACAACUUUGCUGAAAAUUGCACGAUCAGUUAUUGUGGUAUUAGCAAAUGCAAUGAAGGAAAUACCAGUUAAAUGCUGCAAUUUUAAUUAAGAUAUAGAAUAUAUUUAUAACAAAAAAAAAACGGGAAACAACUGAAAUUAGCAAUUCAUGAAAUUUGAAACGUGUAAAUGCAUGGGACACAGGUAACAACAAACAUAUGUUACGUACAGUCAUGAUAAGGACAUGCAUCACAAAUGAGUUCUAAAGUGACUCAGAAUAAUGUAGCAUAUGAAAUACUAAAGAUGAAAUUUAUAGCUAAUAUAUUGUGUUGAGCUGGUCUGCUUUGGGUUUUUGUUGUAAAGAAAAUAUUUCUUUUUGUUGUUUUUUUGAGAAUGAUAUACAGUUUGUGUAUAUUUUCAUAUACAAAGUAUGCACUGAUAUGUUAUUGAAAUUCUAUACCGCUUUUACAAAAAAGUGUUUGUUGUACCAAAGUAUCCAAGUCCCUUGAAACCUUAUCCUUUUUGCGUAUGUUUUACCGUAUUUUAUAUAUUAAAUAGACAAAUUGAGUGAAA